AAUUCCCCACUGUCCGACAGACAGGUCUUCUGGAGGAGCCGUCAGGGUGGCUUAGCAUAGAUCACUGUUACGUUGUGUUCAUGCAAAACAUCUCGCUUAGUUUAAUAUCAAAGGCGAAAUAAAUUAUCUUAAUCAUGUCAAAGAAUACCGUGUCCGACCGUUUUCGGAAAGUGGAUGUGGAUGAAUACGACGAGAACAAGUUUGUAGACGAAGAAGAGGCAGGAGAAAACCAACUGGGUCCAGAUGAGGCAGAAGUGGAUUCGCUCAUCAGACAAGGGAACCUUAUGGAUGCCCUGCAGGCAGUAUUAAAAAACCCACCAAUCAACACAAAGAAUCAGAACGUCAAGGAUCGUGCUGAAGGUCUGGUGCUGAAGGUGCUCAGUUCCUUCAAAAGCAAUGACAUAGAGAAAGGAGUUCAGUCUCUGGAUAAGAAUGGUCUGGACCUGCUCAUGAAAUACAUCUACAAGGGGUUCGAGAGGCCGUCUGAGAACAGCAGCGCUGUCCUGCUCCAGUGGCAUGAAAAGGCUCUCUCUGCAGGUGGAGUGGGCUGCAUCGUGAGGGUCCUAACAGCCAGGAAAACUGUGUAAACUUCAAACUAAUAAGCACAGUACACACAGGGGGGAAAAAACAGCAUCAGGAAAUCCUGCUGAGACACUCGGAACAAAGCGCUGACUUUUCACAGGGUACUAAAGAUGACCUCUCAUUAUCUGGCUUCAAUGCUAAUCACCUGCUGUUUACCUCCUCUUUUAUAUGACCUUUCAUUCGCUCUUUCAACUAGUCAAAAAUGCAAACCUGUGCCAUCAGAUUCAUGUAGCUUCUCUCAAGAAUACACUUCUGUUUAAAGCUGUUCAGUUUUAGUCCUAAAAGUUGGAAAAUAAUUCUGAUUUCCAAUGGGUUUUUAUAGUAGUAGUUUUAUAUUUAUGAGUAAAAUUAGGUCUGUGGUUAACAUUACUUAAAGUGACUUAAAGUUUUGUUCAUCAAUAUAAUUACACAGUCAUACCUCAAAAGUGAAUUUUUAAGCCAUUGUGUGCAUUAAAGACAUACGUUCCUAACAAGUUGCUACAUAAGGACUACAGUGAUUCUCUGAUUCAUUAAGAACUUACAACUUCUAUAUUUUCUUCACAAAUUCAAAACACAUAUUCUAAAAAACCCAUUGGAAAUUCCUGAAGGAAUCCAUGGUGAAUUAGCAUUUCGGAUCUGCCUACAAAUUGGCAUCAUGACUGACCAGCUCUAUUGAAUUGAACCUUCUGAAUACAAGUGAUUUAUUCAAAUUUUAUUAAACCUUGCUUAAUUUUGUUAUACGUUUUUUAUAACUUUUUCUCAUAAAUAGUGAUUUACUUGCUACUUUUAUUUGAGAGAGAUGACCAUUCCCAUGCAACCCAUUGUGUUUGCCCUGUGCAAAAUGGCCUGAAAUGCACAGCCACAGAUAUGGACGGACAGCUCGGCCAAUCUGUUUUGAUUUCUGGCACUGUCUGGCCACAUUGCCUGUGUUAGAUUAUAUUAAAACUCUCACCGGAGAGUUACAUUUAAAUUAAAUUUAGCAUUAAAGCUUCCCAUCACUGAUCACUUCUCUUUUGUUCUAUAUCGCUGGACAUUAUCCUUUUGUAUUUAUUUUUUCAUUACCAAAGGGCGUUAGCUGGCCAUCAUGCACAAACUCAGCUUGUUACUCUGACAAAACAUUGAAGUUUUAACACAUUGUGCUUCCAUUUUCUUAGCAGAUGUGUGUUACUAGUCAGGACUAGUCAUUUCACUUGUCCUGACUUUUGCUAAUGCUCCCAGUCUUAAUGUACCCGUGUCUGCAUCUCAGAUUUCAGCAUUCCAAAUCACUUAUUUUAAAGGACCAUUUUUAAUGUAUGUCUGUGUCAGAAUGCAUAUGUCUGUAUCCAAUCAUGUAUGUCAGGAGGUGUUUCUAAGCCAGUAGUGUUGUUAGAAUGAUGCUUCAAAGCAGACCUUUUCUGAUCCAGUCUGAUCUGAGACAUAAUGUCUGAUCACAGGGACCUCUCUCCAGUGCAGUAAUGCAGAACGACAAAGUGCAAACUCUCAAUAAACCAAAUCGGGAUAAUGACUGCCUUACAAUUUUUUUUUUAUUUUUUAUGUUUGUGCUUUUGUGUUUGAAUAAUAAAAUACAGUAAAUAUAC
Molecule: messenger RNA, 2138 nt
Organism: Xyrauchen texanus (razorback sucker)
Lineage: Eukaryota; Metazoa; Chordata; Actinopteri; Cypriniformes; Catostomidae
Gene: arpc5b
Product: actin related protein 2/3 complex, subunit 5B
Exons: 4
Coding region: 135-587 (150 amino acids)
Biological process (GO): cell migration; Arp2/3 complex-mediated actin nucleation; regulation of actin filament polymerization
Cellular component (GO): Arp2/3 protein complex; cytoplasm; actin cytoskeleton
Molecular function (GO): actin filament binding
Source: RefSeq, a predicted model, not a curated record